Caenorhabditis elegans is the source of this 1038-nucleotide messenger RNA. It is a transcript of the gene C50F7.3, whose product is annotated as PDZ domain-containing protein. The transcript has 9 exons. Lineage: Eukaryota; Metazoa; Nematoda; Chromadorea; Rhabditida; Rhabditidae. The record is from RefSeq and is marked reviewed. The coding region runs from base 44 to 985 and encodes 313 amino acids.
AUUUCUUAUCAUUUUCCUACGCCUGAACAGUGAUUUUACACUUAUGGACGCUUUUGCAAAAUCCCGUCUCGAAAAAGCUUUCGGUGGUGGAAAAUUGCCACCAAUUCAUCUUUUUGAGACUCUAGAAUUCUCUACAGUAGUCAAGGCUGAAGAUAACAUAGGAAUUGAACUGAAAAGUUCGGUUGUUGUUAGCAUACCAUUUGAGAGUCCAUGGACGGGUCUUAUUAAAGUUGGAGACAUUCUUGUUUAUCUCAAUGGGUAUCAGAUUGGAGGCCAAGGCGUAUUGGCAAGAUUCAUUCAAACAAUUAUCAAUGGACAACCAUGUGCUAAAAUGACAUACAAAGUGAUUAGGUUCAAAAGACACAUUCCACGUCCUUCCGGAUUCCCGCCGCUCCAAAAGCAUGAAAGCUAUUCUACUGAUACAUUGGUAUUGUAUAAUCUGAAAAAAGUUUUUCAUCUCGGUCUUGACAUCAAAGAAAUCGAAGGAAAGAUUGUUGUCUGUGACCUUGUUGAAAACUCACUUGGGGACAUGACAUUUAGUGUUGGAGAAACAAUUCUCGAUGUAGAUGGCGAAAAGCCUUUGUCCUGUACUGGAUUCAAUGAACGAGUGAGAAAGUCUCUAUUGAUCCGUAACUACUGCUUGGUUACUGUUGAGAUUCCAUCGACCGAUCCACUUAAAAAUCUGCUGAGAAACCAGAUCACAAAAACAGUGAAAGAAGCUCCACGUAUCCACAAACUGCCACCGGAUGCAGCGGCUUAUGGAGCUGAGGGAAUUGCAGUCUUGAGAAAGUUUGGCGGUGGUGAACAGUUGAAGCCAAUUUUGUUAGCAGAGCCAAUUCCCAAAAGCAAUGAAUCUGCUCACUCUCAGCUGAAAAUUGAAGAAAAAGUAAAGGAAGGAGAUGUGCCAAGUGGAUGGAAUUCUCGACUUUUCGUGCGUCUUCCUCCAAUGAAAUCCGCCGAAACUGAAUCAACUUUCCAACAAUGAUUCAUUCAUUUUUUUCUGAAAAUAGAUUUUUUGCAUAAAUAUUGACUUGGUCU